Messenger RNA from Camellia sinensis, 861 nucleotides. RefSeq names its product 3-oxo-5-alpha-steroid 4-dehydrogenase family protein (gene DET2). Gene Ontology annotation, cellular component: membrane. The record is from RefSeq and is a predicted model, not a curated record. Gene Ontology annotation, molecular function: 3-oxo-5-alpha-steroid 4-dehydrogenase activity. Lineage: Eukaryota; Viridiplantae; Streptophyta; Magnoliopsida; Ericales; Theaceae. Gene Ontology annotation, biological process: brassinosteroid biosynthetic process.
CCAUGUUUUCAGAUCAAACCCUCUUCCACUACAGCCUCCUCUCUCUCUACAUCGCCGCCCCCUUCACCGCCCUCUCUCUCCUCUUCCUCCAAGCUCCUUACGGCAAGCACAUCCGUCCAGGGUGGGGCACCACCAUCUCCCCACCCCUAGCCUGGUUCCUCAUGGAAAGCCCCACCCUCUGGCUCACCCUCCUCCUCUUCCCUUUAGGCCAAAACCACUUCAACCCAAAAUCCCAUCUCCUCAUCUCCCCCUUCCUCUUCCACUACCUCCACCGCACGCUCCUCUACCCUCUCCGCCUUCACCUCCAAACCCACCACCGGAAAACCACCUCCGGUUUUCCGGUCUCCGUCGCCGCCAUGGCCUUUUUCUUCAACUUCUGGAAUUCCUACUUGCAAGCCAGAUGGGUCUCUCACUAUGCCACCUACGAAAAUGAUGGGUGGUUUUGGUGGCGGUUUGCCGGUGGAAUGGUGGUUUUUGUGAGCGGUUUUGCGGUGAAUGUGUGGUCUGACAUGGUUCUGGUGGGCUUGAAAAGUGAGGGUGGAGGUGGGUAUAAGGUGCCCAGAGGAGGGUGGUUUGAGGUUGUGAGUUGUCCAAAUUAUUUGGGGGAGAUUGUGGAGUGGUCGGGCUGGGCUUUUAUGACUUGGUCUUGGGCUGGGCUUGGGUUUUUUUUGUACACGUGUGCUAACUUGAUGCCUAGGGCACAGGCCCAUCACAAGUGGUAUUUGGAGAAGUUUGGGGAGGAUUAUCCUAAGAAUAGGAAAGCUGUCAUCCCAUUUGUAUAUUGAGGACUUUUUAGAUGCUCCAUUUGGAUAUUGAUUAAUAUUAAUAAAUGAUGAUGAGUCUUUACUUAAUUUUUUUUUA